CCGGUCAGGUCGUCUGGCUUCCGCCUCGCAGUCAGCCUCCAGUGUGCCAAACCUGUGCACCUGCGCAGACCGCGGCGUCAGUCCGUCACCAUGGCAGCAAGUGCUGGGGGCCCGGGAUCCUGGAGUGAAAAUAUACUAACAUAUUUUCUGAGGAACGGGCAGAUCACGGCAGAAGACGGCGCUGAGAUACUCUGGUACCACGCAGCGAACCACAAGUGUCAGAUGAGUGACGCCCUGGAGAGUGCCGCCCACAUGAUCGAGGCUGAUGUCCUUCUUCCUAGCGAUGGCUCGGAGCAUGGCCAGCCAAUCAUGGCCCACCCGCCCGAGACGAGCAGUGACAACACUCUGCAGGAGUGGCUGGCUGAGGUCAUGAAGAGCAGCAAAGGCAUCAAGUUGGAUUUCAAGAGUCUGGCAGCCGCCCGAGCAUCCAUGCUGUUCCUGGACAACGUGAAGCAGCACCUGCAGCGGCCUGUGUGGAUUAAUGCCGACGUCCUUCCCGGGCCAAAUGGGAGCAGCAAAGUAGUAGACGCCAAAGCCUUUCUGGACACCGUGACGUCCUUCUUCCCAGACGUGACCUUUUCCUUGGGUUGGACAACAGGGUGGCAUCCUGAGAAAGUCAAUGAAGGAUACACCUGGCCGAUGGUGAAAGAGAUGGACUACAUAUGCAGCGAGCUAACCCAGCCUGUCACCUUCCCGGUCAGGGCAGCCUUGGUGAGGCCGUCGUGCUCUCAGUUGCUCUGGCUAUUGGCGAAGUCGAACAGGUACAGCUUGACCGUGUGGACUGGAAAAGACGACAUUUACCCCACUGAAGAUUUACUUUACAUUCGAGACUGCUUUAACAAAACCCAAGUUUUCUAUGAUAUUUUGGAACCACAAAACUAUGAAUUUAAACAAGCCAUUGGAAUCCGAGUCACUCUCUAAAAAUAUAUUUUAAAAUGUAUAUAUAUAUUUUUUUUCUUUUAAAUCACUUUCUCUUUGGUUUUAUGAUCCUUUGCUGUUUGGUCUCAAUCAAUGGCUAUAUUAAUUGUAAUUGUUGCUUUAUGUUAAAUUCAUCUAAUCAGAUGCGUAUUGUAUGCCUCCUCUGACUACAGUGUCUCAUGUCUGUACAAGAUUUUACCAACUGCAAUAAAAUUGUUUUAAAAUUAUAGUAAAAAUGUUCCAGCUGUGAGGGGUAACACGUGGGACUUGUGGAACUAAAACAGGAAGAUCAAGAAUUCAAGGCCAGCCUGGGCAAUAUUGUAAUACCCUGUCUCAAAAGCAAAUUUUUAUAACGUCUCUUUAAUCAUCAUACAUUAAUUUUGUAAAAAGACCUGAAUUAAUAAAUGAACUACUUUUUACUGAAAUUAGAAGUGCAGUA
Molecule: messenger RNA, 1357 nt
Organism: Rattus rattus (black rat)
Lineage: Eukaryota; Metazoa; Chordata; Mammalia; Rodentia; Muridae
Gene: Fam151b
Product: family with sequence similarity 151 member B
Exons: 6
Coding region: 91-921 (276 amino acids)
Source: RefSeq, a predicted model, not a curated record